AUGCCUUGGUUCUGGUUCAAGAAAGCAAAGAAACCCGAGCUUACCAACGGCCAAAUAAUCAACACAGUCACUGUCGAAGUCACGCACGAAUACAAGAGGAGGGGCAUUGACAAAGCAACCCAAACAGAAGAGCACCUCCUUGAUCCAGCCCCUCAAGUAUACCGCCCGCUACGGUCGGCUUCCUUAGAUCCCCUCGUCCCAAGAAACAAAGGCCCUUCACCAAACGAACAAGGUCUCGCGAGAUCGACCACAGUCAAAAUCCCCAGUGGAGCCUCCGCAGAGGUACAGGAACAGCUCGAGCGACUCUCCACCUUCGAAGGCAAGGCAAGACGCGCAAUCAGUAGAGUAGGUAACCUACUAGAGCCAGCAAUCUCUAAGGUGUCCAAACGUCCCUCUAUUCCUUCCGUCAUCUUUGAAACAGAGGAGGAACUUGAGGAACUAGCGCAUCAGGUCCCAUCUAAAGAUCCAGCCAGGGUUUCCAGCUCAUUGAGCUUGCCAGAAUCAAGACAUCAGUUGCUAACAAGUGACAAAGGAGUUUGCAUUCUUGUAACAAUGUUCGCGUCAACAAAAAAAGAGCCAGACAAGUCUCAGAAGUGUCAAGGCUCUGGCAUGAAAGAACUUAAGAAAAUGCCAAGCAGAGUUGUCGUUGGGCCACCCUUGAAUUCCAAACCUCCAAACCUCGCUACACAAAACAAGAAAGACGUUGAGGCGGAGAGUGAAAGCGAAGACGAGAAAGAAGAAGGCAGUGGGCUUGGGCUUGUCUUCUACGAUCAUAAAGGAACCAAAAGUCGAAGCAAAGUCUACAAACUGGAUGACCAGGUCGUGACUGAGGCGAAGUCUCUGGUCGUAGCAAAUUCGCCAAGGGACUGCGCCACAUCAUCCAGAUCAUCACUCAAUUCACGCCGCAACACACCACGACCUUACGACCCUGACUUCGGUCUCCCUCCCGAUACUCUCAUCGAAAGACUUCUCGAGGAAAACUAUCGUGGCCAGGCUGAGACGUUCGCUCGCAUCUCCAGUCUUUCAUCUGUCCGGUCUCGAUCAAUCAGUUCUCGAUCAGUCGGUACUCGCUCCACAAGCUGUUCCAGCGGCGGUUCCUCAGCAGUCACCCAAAGUGCCACCUUCGAGACCCCAAGUCGACCACCACCAAGUUUUGCUGCUAUUCGGCGCAGUCAAUCACUUCGAAGUCCAUCCAAUCCUUCGCAUACGCUCUCUCGAAGCUUCAGUGGCACCAACAGGAUUGUCUUCGAACCGUAUCGUGACCAACCUAGUCCCACUCUCCACAAACACAGCGCUACCUUCAGUUUUGCGAAACCACCUCCCGCGUCACCUUCUACGUACGGUCAUCGCGUUUUCUCGGUACCUGAGAACGCUUCCCCUGGCCAAAUCAAGUCACGCAGUCGAUCUAUUUCAGUAGCAGCUCGCGGUCCGCUUUACUUCACGAAGGAAGAACGCCAAGCAAUUGCUGAGUUGGUUCUCGCAGGUCAGCCAACUCGACAUUGCCGACACCCAAACUGCACAGACUGCGCCGAUAUUGAGUACGCAUACCACGAGAAUAAAGCCAUGGCUACCUCUUUGCCUCCCGAAGACCGCCAGAAGAUUAUCAAUAACAAUCGUUCCCUGCGCAACAUCAAGAAUGAACUUGAGAGCCUCGCGGAGCACGGAGCCAUCAGCGAUGAGGUCUAUGACACUAUCAUGAGAUCUCUGCCCGCCGAAUCCCCACUCAACAGCUCUUCUCGCAGCAAUGCCGCUCCUGUCCCAACCAACGCCUUCAACAACAUGAGAGUCAAUGACCUUCCACCGCCCGCCUACAAUACCCCCACCCCUCCGUCUCUCCCCAACCGUACACCCAGCCAACCUCCUUCUAAGCCCGAGAUCGCACGAGCAACUGCUCUCUACCGCUACGCCGAGCCGGAGGACUGCACAUUCGAGGUUGGUGACCAAAUCUCUGUCUUCGAAUACAUGAACGCCGACUGGUGGUUGGGCAAGAAUCUGCGCACUGGAAAGGAAGGUGUUUUCCCGGUCAACUACGUCCAAGUCCAGCAAAACCCCGCCCCAUCUCCGGCUCAAGGUGUGUAUGGCAAUGAGAAGGCCAACGGUUAUGGAGGCUACCCUGGUCAGCAAUCUCAAGGACUUCCUCCCCCAAGCCCAAGCAAUCCGUACGAUAGCAGCGUUCCUCCUAUGGCUGUUGCAAACCAACCAACCGAUAACAAGCCACCUGGAAAGGGACAGGAGAUGGGUAAGAAGUUUGGCAAGAAGUUGGGCAAUGCUGCUAUCUUCGGUGCAGGUGCAACGAUUGGCGGUAAUAUUGUCAACUCCAUCUUCUGA
Molecule: messenger RNA, 2328 nt
Organism: Hyaloscypha bicolor E
Lineage: Eukaryota; Fungi; Ascomycota; Leotiomycetes; Helotiales; Hyaloscyphaceae
Exons: 4
Coding region: 1-2328 (775 amino acids)
Biological process (GO): protein transport to vacuole involved in ubiquitin-dependent protein catabolic process via the multivesicular body sorting pathway
Cellular component (GO): ESCRT-0 complex
Molecular function (GO): protein binding
Source: RefSeq, a predicted model, not a curated record